Heterotrigona itama is the source of this 933-nucleotide messenger RNA. The record is from the annotation of a GenBank genome assembly. NCBI's taxonomy places the organism in Eukaryota, Metazoa, Arthropoda, Insecta, Hymenoptera, Apidae.
AUGGACGUUGACAUGCUGAUGGCCGCGGCUCAUGCCACAGCAUGGGAAGAACCACCGGCAGACCCCGCCUGCGACGUUGACAAAGAGGCAGAGUGGCUCCAGAGGAAGAUGACCGAGAUCUGUAAUGACACGCGCCAGACGAACGCAUCGCGACUCGGUCUAGUGGCCAGAGAUCAAGCACAAGAGAAUCAGCUGCGCGAUGACUCGUCGAGCGUCCCAGCGAGUGAGAAGAAGGAAGUGCCGAGACGCCGCGAGGGAAGAGGCGCUCUACUUCUGAUACAGGGCAAAAGUGACGAGUCUUCAGAGGAUGAUACGGUUUGCGCGUGGGACGAGCUUAUCGGCACGAUGCACCGCGAUUCCUGGAGAAGGCUAUACCGGCUGGUGCUCGGAAAACUCCGGCCAAGGGAGCCCCCAGCGACGGAAGACCUGGACCGAGCAACACUGGACAGAGUCCUGGAAAAGUUGUUUCCGAAGUACUUGGAUGAGACGCGAGGCAUCCCGCCUCACGAGACAGACGCUUCGCAGCAGCCACCACCAAAGCUGGUUACGGAGGAAGAACUGGCAGCAGCCAUGAAGAAGAUGACAGCGAGGAACACCGCCCCAGGCCCGGAAGAAAUCCCCGGCCAAGCGCUCACACGGGCUGUGAACCCUCGAAGUACGGCUGAGACGUUUGUUCAAUGGCAAAGUGCCGAAGACCUGGAAAACCGAGAGAUUGGUGCUCUUCCUGAAGCCGGGGAAAUCGCUGGACCCUGCAGGUCGAUCUGCCUGCUUAACGAGAUGGGGAAGCUGUUCGAGAGAGUGGCCAUGGUCCAUCUCCCGAAGCACUUGGAAGAUGCGGGACCAAAUCUCCAGGAAAGUCAGUUCGGCUUCAGGAAGAGCAGAUUGAGGAGCGACGCCAUAGAGCGUAGCGGAACCAGACAGAUUCCGCGGUGA